CACACUCUCUCUUUCCUCUCCUUUUCGUCCACCGCUUGCAGCUUCAGACAUUUGGGGAAUCCUGAAACGAGUUGUUCCCGCAAAGAGGCAUUGCCAACUUAGUGUAGGUUCAAUCUGAAUGAACAGAGGAAACAGAAAGAGGCAGUUUCACUAAGAGCGCUGAUAUUCCUGCCCUCCCGCGUUCGCUCCUUCAUGUCUUUUGUUGUGGACACUGGCUGCGCUGGUUGGACACCGUGAGACCCUCUCAGAGGCUUCUUGAUUAUGGACAUAGAGACACUGUAGAGCCCUUUACACUGCAUGUACUCUCGACUUGCUGAUGGAAGUUGUGCGGCGGGACUGAUCGUCGAGUCAGAUCAACGGGACAUUCACUACUGGGGAGUGGCAGAAGAGUUGCUGUCUCCUCGCACGGGCCCCGUCCCCAUGGACCUGCGUGUGGGCGAGCGUCUGGUGCGUCCAGGUUCGGACACGGCCUUCCUGUCCCCUCUGCACCCGCCUCUGCUGAUCGGGCCCUUCAGCGCGCAGCACUGUUCCCAGUACAGCCAGUCGCAGCUGCAGCACAUACAGCAGUAUAAUAUGGAGCAGCAUCUACGAGACCAGGAACAAGCGAAACAACAGCUACAGCAACUCAAACACAAGGACAAGAGUCAACAGAGUGCUGUGGCCAGUGCGUUGGUGAAGCAGAAACUGGCGCAAGUGAUUCUGAAGAAACAGAAGCAAGCGGUCCUGGAGAGGACGAACUCCAACCCCCUGAGCCCCGCAUCGGUGGCCUACCGGGAGUUGGUUCCCGAUCCCAGCGCUCCCCUACAGUCGCUCCUGCCCUCCACCAAACCAACCCUCAUAGAAGGAUGCGACGAACCGACGAACCUGAGACGAGCACGGUCAGAGCCCAACCUGAAGGUGAAGCACAAGUUAAAGAAGCACCUGAACACCCGGAAGAGUCCGCUGACCCGCAAAGAGAGCGCGCCGCCCACCGUCAAGCACCGCGGUCCUGACGCGCUGGACUCGUCGCCCAGCAGCAGCAGCACUCCAGUGUCGGGCUGCAGCUCCCCGAACGACAGCCUGCCCAAUGAGAACGGAGCGCUGCCCGCGGCCGCCAGCCUGUGCCAUGAGGCUCAGAGGCUGCUGUUGCAGGACGGGUCUCUCGCUCACUUCACAGUGCAGAAUCCGUCCAGUCUGCCCACCAUCACGCUAGGCCUCCCCGCCAACACCAAGGCGGAGAGCGAGUUGGGCUCACUGAAGCUGGGUCGUGUGCCGGUGGGACCGGGCGCUUCUCCGCUGCUGGUUCCUCUGGGUGUGGAGGAGCAGACGGGACAGCUCAUGCAGCCCGUGCUCAUCCUGGAGCCCUCUGGACUCGUGCACGCCCCGAUGCUGGCCGUUCCAGGUCUGGGUCCGGUUCCUCUGCAGUUCAGCGCGUCUGGUCCUCAUAAGCCUCUGAGCCGCACGCGCUCGGAGCCGCUGCCCCAGAGUCCCCGGGCCCUCCACCCGCACCUGCUCCAGCACAGCGCUCUGGUCCUCGAGAGGCUCAAACAGCAGACGCACCUGGGCAAGCUCAUGUCGAAGUCCAGCGAGAAGCCUCGUCUGCGGCAGAUCCCGUCGGAGGACAUGGACUCGGAGGAGGGGGGGCCGUCAGCGGGGGACCCGCACCAGGGCCGGAUCAGGGCCGAGUCACAUCGAGAGAUGGAGAACCAGGAGGAGCACAUCAACCUGCAGCACACACUCAUCCUCAACCAGUCACGUCUGUGGGAAACGCAGAAACAACUCCAGCAACUGCGCAGACAGACGGCCCACAUGGAGACGCUGACGGUACCCAUGAUGCUCGGCGGCAUGCACCGGCCGCUGUCCCGCACGCAGUCGUCUCCCGCCUCCACCUCGCUGACGCUGCCGGACAAAACCUUGCCUCUGUCCUCGACCACGGAGCCGUCCCAGAGCCAACCGCGCUUCACCACGGGUCUGGUGUACGACUCCCAGAUGCUGAAGCACCAGUGCACGUGCGGAGACAACAGCAGCCACCCCGAGCAUGCUGGGAGAAUCCAGAGCAUCUGGUCCCGCCUGCAGGAGAGGGGCCUCAGGGGCCAGUGCGAGAGUAUUCGAGGAAGAAAAGCCACCCUAGAAGAGUUGCAGUCCGUCCACACGGAGCGACACGUCCUGCUGUACGGCACCAAUCCACUCAACCGCCUCAAACUGGACAAUCGCAAACUGGCCGGCAUACUGUCACAGCGGAUGUUCGUCAUGCUGCCCUGCGGGGGAGUCGGGGUGGACAACGACACCAUCUGGAACGAGAUGCACACCUCCACAGCGUCCCGCAUGGCGGCCGGGAGCGUGACCGAGCUGGCCUUCCGAGUGGCCAAAGGAGAGCUCAAGAACGGCUUUGCUGUGGUUAGGCCACCGGGACAUCACGCAGACCCGUCAAACCCCAUGGGUUUUUGUUUCUUCAACUCUGUGGCGAUCGCUGCCAAGCAGCUCCAGCAGAAACUCAGUGCCAGUAAAAUCCUCAUCGUUGACUGGGACGUUCACCAUGGCAACGGCACCCAGGAAAUCUUCUACAAUGACCCCAGCGUCCUCUACAUCUCCCUCCAUCGCUACGACAAUGGAAACUUCUUCCCCGGAAGUGGUGGGCCGGCAGAGGUGGGUUCUGGUGCCGGUGAGGGUUUCAACGUUAAUGUGGCGUGGACCGGUGGACUGGAUCCUCCCAUGGGCGACGCAGAGUACCUGGCUGCCUUCAGGACGGUGGUGAUGCCCAUUGCUCAGGAGUUUUCCCCAGACGUGGUGUUGGUCUCUUCAGGGUUUGAUGCCGCAGAAGGACAUCCCGCUCCUUUAGGAGGAUACAAAGUCACUGCGAAAUGUUUUGGGAUUUUGACUCGGCAGCUGAUGACGUUAGCAGGAGGACGCGUGGUUCUAGCAUUAGAGGGAGGUCACGACCUCACGGCCAUAUGCGAUGCGUCUGAGGCCUGUGUCAGCGCCCUGCUGGGCCUGGAGGAUUCUCUUCCCGAGUCGACUCUAGUGCAGACGCCCAAUGCCAACGGAGUGCUUUCACUGCAGAGAGUCCUGCAAAUACAGAGUCAGUAUUGGUCGUCACUCAAGCCGUUGGUGGGCACAGUGGGUAUGUCGUUUCUGGGUGCCCAGAGGAAAGACUGUGAGGAAACAGACACCGUCAAUGCGAUGGCGUCCCUCUCUGUGGGGGUCUUGACCAGCAAAAGCCUUGCUGAUGAACCCAUGGAGCACGACGACGACGACUCCCUUUAAACCAGGUCUUUACUCGUCUGAAAAACUGUCCAGUACCAAAUGGCGCUCCACAUGACGUGAACGAGCCGUGCCUCAGACCAGCAGUGCCUCAGGGGGCGUGGCUUCCUCAUCAUGGCCCCUCCCCCAAGACGCCACCUCAACACUGACCACCAGCGCAGCGCGGCUAAGCUAACAACACAGCUACAGUUCGGCUGGGGCUCUGGGAUCCACUUCAUCGUCUCCAUUCAAGAACCAUGCAAACAAUCACACUAGAAUGCAUGAGGCCUCUUCGUGCGUUAGUGUGUUUUUAACGUUCACUAAAAGGACGCACUCGCGAACUCGCAGAUAUUCACCUCUGGUGCCUCAAAAGAGACUAUUUACUUUAGCUGGAGAUGCGAAACCAGAUUUGUGGGAACGGUUGAGGAUUAUUUAACCUUUUUUUUAAAGGCAGCCCACUUUACUACCCCUGACAAGCGAACUAUUGAAGUGCUGAGAGAAAAUAAGGGGUUUCCUUGCACCUGGCAACCGCAAAGUGGCUCCACUCUAUGAUGUCAUUACUAUUAACCAAUUUAACCACUAAAGACGGAGAAGAAGAAAUAACGAUCUCGACAACUGUGGGUUUUAGAAAUCUUAAUUUUUUUUGCACUGUGCAUUCCAUAAUGUGAACCGUGAAAUUUUCCAAACCUCUGGGAAAAGAAAGAUCUAAUUCUGUAUCUAGUUUGACGCUUAACGUUCUUUUAAAGUGAAGCAAAAAACAGUUGCAUUCUUGUCAAGUUCAGUUACAUUCGACCUGCAUUCCCAGCAUGAAGGCUGUAAACCUGAAAACUUCAAGAUA
This is a messenger RNA of Rhinichthys klamathensis goyatoka, 4057 nucleotides long. RefSeq names its product histone deacetylase 7a (gene hdac7a). Gene Ontology annotation, molecular function: histone deacetylase activity. Gene Ontology annotation, cellular component: histone deacetylase complex. The transcript is spliced from 26 exons. The record is from RefSeq and is a predicted model, not a curated record. Lineage: Eukaryota; Metazoa; Chordata; Actinopteri; Cypriniformes; Leuciscidae. Gene Ontology annotation, biological process: negative regulation of transcription by RNA polymerase II; chromatin organization. Bases 298 to 3243 code for a protein of 981 amino acids.